Messenger RNA from Saccostrea cuccullata (small rock oyster), 1321 nucleotides. RefSeq lists its product as uncharacterized. The transcript has 7 exons. Gene Ontology annotation, molecular function: proteasome binding. The record is from RefSeq and is a predicted model, not a curated record. Gene Ontology annotation, biological process: nuclear protein quality control by the ubiquitin-proteasome system; proteasome localization. Gene Ontology annotation, cellular component: nuclear membrane; nucleus. Lineage: Eukaryota; Metazoa; Mollusca; Bivalvia; Ostreida; Ostreidae.
CACGUGGUUAGAAAGCGCGCCAAUGCUGACGGACAAAAAAUUAUGUCAACAAAUCAACAAGCCACUUUAACGUCAUUUUUUGGGCGCAGUCCGUUAAGCACUGUUCACCAAGAUGAUGAAAGACCAAGAAGGACUGCAUCAGUUUCACCAGAGGAACAGUUUAUCCAACAAAGAGGAAAAUUAAGAUCAAGUCCACGAAGGAAAGCUCUCACUUCUAAUUCUCCAAGACUCAAAGUCACAGAAAUGGUGGACUUGAUAUCAGACUCUCCUAAUGACAAAAGUGGAUGGACACCAUUAAGAAGAGCGGCUCACAUUUGAUGGAAUCUCUCGAAGAUUGCAGAUAAAAGGAAAAAUGCUAACAGAGUGGAUCUAGAAAGUGAGCCCCAAGAUGAAAGUAAUGAACAAGAUGAUGAAGAGUUUGUCCCAAGUAAAAAGAAGAGACGUACCAAAACAAAGAAAACAGAUCAACCUACUUUACACAAAAGAUUGUCAGCAUUAAGUCGUGAACAGUUAACAGAAAUCAUAGAAGAUCUUGUAAAGGACCAUCCAGAAUUAGAACAAGAAAUAGCAGUCCCUUGUCCAGAUAUUGGUAAAUUGCUGGAAAAUUUAGAACUCUUCAAAGGGAACGUCUACAAGUCAUUUCCCUACUCCAGGUGGGGAUCAGGGAGGGAUGCAUUCUGUUACAGGCGUGUCAAAACCCAUCUGGAUAGCUUUGUUAAAUCCUGCAUUGAACAAGGAAGACAGCUUGAGGUGUUAGAGUCCUGGCCAGCAUUGAUAGACUAUAUUCUGAAAGCCUUGGAGUUUGUGGAAGAGCUGCCUAACUGGGAUAACCCUGACCAUAACAAAUCUAAGAACAGGUGCUUUAAGACACUAAGUGGGCAGUGUAAAAGGGCCAUCACCAAAAGUCACCUAACACAGGCAGAGUACAAGAAAAUGUUGUCCAGGGUUGAAGAAGCUGUGCAAGUAGAUGAUAAUAUUUCGCCAUGUGUUGAACUGAUCAGAAAGAAAAUUUCCUAACUCUUUAAGAUGAUUGCUCAGCAUGACUUUUCCACAACGUUUUGAAUGAUUCAUUGUUCAUUGACAGUAAAAAGUAAUCUUUUGUCUUGUAUUGAUAAUUGACAUUUGAAUGAAAUGACAUGAAAACUGGUGCUAUAGUAAGUUAAAGUAGAGAUAUAAAUCAUAUGUGAGCAUGUAACAUUGUAAAAAUUAGAAAUGUAGUGUACAUCCUCUAUGUGAAGCGUCCAUUACGUGUAGGAACUAUUUUAAUUAGUGCUCGUUUCUGUGUUUUAGUUGUUUGAAUUAAAUACAAAAUGUGUUAUUA